CGUCAUUAACACGCGCCUGUAAAUAGCGGAAGUGCCUUGUCAGAGUUGUGCAGCUAGCAUGAUGCUAAAUGACAGCGAGCUGAGAAAAAGAUUGAAGAAAGAUGCAGACUUACUCAAGAAAGAUGCAGAAUUGCUCUUGCAAACUCCGUCAACCGACGAACACGAAAAGAUUAAGGAAGAAAAAGAUGCCAAACCUCUCGCUCGAAUCAACAAACACUCCGUUUUCUGGAUUGUGGUCUCGAUAAGUGUUACCUAUUACGUGGACUUCUUUGGCAACAUCAUUGAGAAUGAUAACAUAAAGAGUUGGUGGUUCAACGUGGGCGUGCUGCUCCUCAGCGUUUGUCUGUGCCUGGCCAUGUUUUGUAUCGUGUACCUGGAGGGCUUCAGAGGAAUCCAGCACUACGACCAAGAGUACCCGGCUAUCCCGCCCAUCACCACCGCUGCAUUCAUUGCAGCAUCGUGCAGUUUUAACAUAGCACUUUGGCCUGUCUGGUCCUUCCUCACUCCACUCAUCCUCUUCACACAGUUCAUGGGCGUGGUCAUGUUCAUUUCCAUGCUUGGAUGAAGGUGACAGUAAUGAAGAACAGCAAGAUGGAGGAACUGAAGCAGCUACUGAUACUUUUUCUUCAAGGUGAUUUGACCAUUGGGACUUCUUCAUGACUCCUGACAAGACUUUUUCAUGUUCAAAAGUACCUUUAAAAAGAGUGCAAAAUGUUUUUGAAGAUUUGACUGAGAAACAACAAUGUUUUUGUUCAUGUUUAAGAAUGUUAGGUGCUUUUUGUAUAUUUACUUUUGAUAUCUGCAAGCUGCAAAAAAGACUCUUGUAAACCUAACAAAAGGCUUUUUAUUGUAUGUUAAAUGAAUAUUAUUUGCAUUGAAAACCAAUACUGUCAUGCUAUUUUUGCUUUGAUGCCAACCUUCAUUUUUGAUUACAUAAAUAUUAAACUAUUUGGAAAUUGCA
Molecule: messenger RNA, 961 nt
Organism: Nerophis lumbriciformis (worm pipefish)
Lineage: Eukaryota; Metazoa; Chordata; Actinopteri; Syngnathiformes; Syngnathidae
Gene: tmem128
Product: transmembrane protein 128
Source: RefSeq, a predicted model, not a curated record